CGGCGUCGUCUCCUCAAAUGGAGUUUGCCAAUCAGAGAAAGUGAAUUCAGAGAUCAAGAACCAUCAAGAAAGGGUUUUGGAAGAGAAGAAGACGGGAAAAUGGAGAGAGGAGAGAGAAUGAGGAGAGAGAAGAAAGCGGUGGCGGCGACGGCGCUGGCAGGGCUUCUUCUGCUCAGCUUGGUGAGCGACGUCUCGGCCCUUUCCGUGACCGUAAACGACGUCGAGUGCGUGUACGAGUACGUCCUCUACGAAGACGACACCGUCUCCGGUAACUUCGUCGUCGUCGAUCACGAUAUCUUCUGGAACUCCGACCACCCGGGCAUCGAUUUCAUCGUGACAUCUCCAGCAGGUAAUGAGGUGCACACUUUGAAGGGAACACCUGGGGACAAGUUUGAGUUCAAGGCUCCAAGAAGUGGAAUGUAUAAAUUCUGUUUUCAUAACCCUCACUCAACACCAGAGACAGUUGCUUUCCACAUACAUAUUGGCCACAUUCCCAAUGAACAUAACCUCGCGAAAGAUGAGCAUUUGGACCCUAUUAAUGUUAAGAUAGCAGAGUUGAGGGAGGCAUUGGAAUCUGUUACGGCAGAGCAACAGUACUUGAAAGCACGUGAUGCUCGCCAUCGUCGUACUAAUGAUAGUACGAGGAAACGGGUUCUAUUUUACACAUUUGGAGAAUACCUUUUGCUGGCUUGUUUGAGUGUCCUUCAAGUCCUAUACAUACGGCAGCUGUUCAGUAAGUCGGUUGGUUACAACAGGGUUUGAGGCAUCUGGGUUUGUAUUUGGAGUCUAACAGAUGCGAUUACAGCAAACAUGUUUUUUUUUUAAUUAGCAACCCAUGUGCGGGAUCAUAGUUGUUUAUUCGGGAUAUAACUUCUCCGGGAUAGUGUUUUUCUUUACCUUAUUUGCUGAUUUCAAUCAUGUCAAAAGUGACAUUUUAAGUGCGGGGAUUCAAUAUAUUUGCAGUAGUUGGAAUUCA
Messenger RNA from Rhododendron vialii, 976 nucleotides. Its product is annotated as transmembrane emp24 domain-containing protein p24beta3-like. Gene Ontology annotation, biological process: endoplasmic reticulum to Golgi vesicle-mediated transport; intracellular protein transport; Golgi organization. The record is from RefSeq and is a predicted model, not a curated record. Lineage: Eukaryota; Viridiplantae; Streptophyta; Magnoliopsida; Ericales; Ericaceae. Bases 100 to 762 code for a protein of 220 amino acids. Gene Ontology annotation, cellular component: endoplasmic reticulum; endoplasmic reticulum-Golgi intermediate compartment; Golgi apparatus. The transcript is spliced from 4 exons.